CAAUGCUAUGCAACUCUAUGUCUAGAAUUAGAAAAAUAUUCAAUAUGCUCAGUUGGUCUAACUAAUUAUAAACUGGGUGGUUCGAGCCCUGAAUGCUGAUUGGCUGAAGCCCGUGGUAUAUCAGGCUGUAUACCACGGGUAUGACAUGUAUUUUUAAUGCUCUAAUGACGUUGGUAACCAGUUUAUAAUAAAGCACCUCGGGGGGUUGUGGUGUAUGGCCAAUAUACCACGGCUGCCUGCUAUGGCGGACGCACGGUCUACUCAGCAUGUAAGGGCUGUAUCCAGGCACUCCGCGUUGCGUCGCGAAAUAAUAACAGCCCUUAGCCGUGGUAUAUUGGACCUAUACCACACCUCUCGGGCCUUAUUUCUUAAAUAUAUGGCUCUGGGCACAGGUGUUUAUUAAAAAUGCACAGGCCACAAGGACGCUAUCAAGUGUGAUACUGUAACCUCAAACACUUUUUUGUUGUUGGUGGCAACUAGGCUACACCCUGUUGCUGCACUGUUUACAAUAAAAGCUAUUUCUAACCCAAUACAUGUGUUGUGAACUGCCACUAAUCGAGGAUGAUGAUAGGAAAUAAAAGGCGCAGGGGGGCGUAAGGAAUUGAAGGAGAAGCGUGGUCCUGGGGAAAGAGGAUCAAGGACACGCAACAGCCCUAGGGUUGUAUUUGGAACAGACCAAGUGACAAUGCACCUGCUGGCACCAGAGAGAAACAUAUACUUCGAUUGCCAACUGAGCCACACCUUAAGAGCAAAAGCACCGCGUAGCCUACUUUACGCCGAAACUCUGGUUACCGAGUGAGAUAGUGUCACGGUCAGAAAAUAGUCUAGUCAAAUCAGUUGAGGGACACAAGUAGACUUUGUUUAUUCAUGAUUUAUUUCACGACCGUAAGAAGGAAAACAUUAGCCUGAAAAAAACGUUAAGACCUAGUGUACACCUGCACGUUGAUUGGAUCGUAACUGAAACCUCCCCAGCAGACCCUGACUGGAGUGAUGUCGUCGUGACAAUGGUUGGCAGGGAAGUCACCUUACCCUGUGUUGAUUGGCCUCUCACGGGCUCUGUGAGCAUUAAUUGGAAGAUGAAGUCUCCCGGGGUGGACCACUGGAAACUGGUCCUCUCAGCCAAUGAGAGGCAGCAGUUCUCGGGCGCAGCCUCAAAGGCUUCCAUGCGAUUGGUUGACUCAAACUUUCAGGAAACUGGGGACUUCUCUCUACUGUUUGUCCCCAAAAUGGAGGACAAGGGUCGCUACUCCUGUCUGAUUAAACAGCAAGAGAAGAAACUGAGAGAGAAGAUCAUACUAUUAGCCAUCCUCACAGUCUCUAUCUUUCCUUCAGCCACUCUCCCUCACCACAGCACACUGCGUCUGAUGGCAGAAGUGUCCCCCGCCUCCGCCGUUUCUGAGGUAACCUGGCUGUCCCCUGGUGGGACGCCACUACGAUUGGCAAGGAGGUCAGGGGGGGGUGUUGCCAAGCUGCCCCAGAUACGCCUCACUGACCAGGGGGUAUACAUCUGCCAGGUAUACCCAAGGGGUAACAGCAGCUCCCCUAUGUUCCCCUUCACUGUGGACCUCCGCGUGGAUGGUAUGAAUGUGGCCUCGUUCACCAAUAUAAGCCAUAGUGCUCAGAUCUCUAUGGCCAGUCUCACCCAGACCCCUCUCACCCUCGCCUGCCCUCCGAUGCGGGGCGACUAUGUCCUGCUCUAUUGGAAGCCUCCAGACAGCAGAAACAUUAACACCACAACCCUGGUCUACAGGUACGACCGCUGGAGGGACCACACAGAGCAGAGCAAGACUCAUGCCCAGCUGAGCCUGGACGGGCCAUUGUCUACCCCAAAAGAGGGUUUCUUCUCCUUCCUGCUGAGCCCGGGGCUGAAUGACGGAGGCCUCUACAUGUGUGAGGUCUUCCUCAAUGACAACGCGUUCAGCCAGAGGACCCUACUUAGCAUCCUCCAAGUGAAAGCCAGACAUUCUCCAUCAGCCCUGGUCCUGACCUGUCAUUAUACAGAGCGCUCCCAGGUGAAGCGGGUGGUGUGGAGCCACCAGAACCAGAGUCGCACGCUGAAGUGGAGCUCCUCUGGCCCGGGUCGCCUCAGCACAGAGGUCCCCCUGUUCCCCACCCAGAACACGGCUGGGAACUACACCUGCACCAUGCAGCUGCAGAACGGACAAGUGGUCAAGGCAGUUUACACCGUCAAACUGCCCCCGAAAGACAACACAGAGAGCACUACUUCUAUCUCUCCUCCUCACCCAGAGAGCAACAGUGCCUCGCUCCUUCCCUCCCUCCUCUCUGCUUUAUUACUCCUGGUGCCCCUGGUUGCCGCGGCUGCUGGUGUGUUGCUAUGGAGACAGAAAGACAUUUCUCGCCGUGGUAUUGAACAGUCUCUCUCCCGCUGCUCUGGGGAAGUGGAAAAUAUCUAUGAGAAUCCUGAGGAUGUCAGACAGACUUCUCCUCAGAGUUCAGUGUACAUGGACCUGAAGCCCAGAGGGGAGGAUGAUGUCUAUGAGGAAUUGGAUCGAUACAAAUCAUGCAGCCUUCUGGAGACCUCCACAUCGCAGGAUUUAUCAGCAAAAGCUUGAAGCAAUAUUAUCUCUCCUCUGUUCAGUAUAUGGACAUUUACAGUGCCUUGACUUUUUCCACAUUUUGUUGUGUUACAGACUGAAUUUAAAUGGAUUACAUUGAGAUUUUAUGUCACUAGCCAACACACAAUACCCAAUAAUGUCAAAAUGAAAUUAAUAAAAAUGAAAAGCUGAAAUGUCUUGAGUCAAUAAGUAUUCAACCCCUUUGUUAUGGCAAGCCUGAAUAAGUUCAGGAGUAAAAAUGUGCUUAACAAGUCACAUAAUAAGUUGCAUGGACUCACUCUGUGUGCAAUAAUAGUGUUUAAAAUCUAAAAUAUGUUUGGAUUUGUUUAACACUUUUUUGGGUACUACAUGAUUCCAUAUGUGUUAUCUCAUAGUUUUGAUGUCUUCACUACUGUUCUACAAUGUCAAAAAUAGUACAAAUAAAUUAAAACCCUUGAAUGAUUAGGUGUGUCCAAACUUUUGACUGGUACUGUAUAUGUAAAAUGGAAUAGAGCUAAGCACAGGCAAAAUCCUAGAGGAAAACCUGGUUCAGUAUGCCUUCCAACAGACACUGGGAGACAUUCACCUUUCAGUAGGACAAUAACCUAAAACAUAAGACCAAAAAUACACUGUUGCUUACCAAAAUGACAUUAAAUGUUUCUGAGUGGCCUAAUUACCGUUUUGACAUAACUCGGCUUGAAAAUCUAUGGUAAGACUUAAAAAUGGCUGUUUAGCAAUGUUCAACAACCAACUUGACAGCGCUUGAAGAAUUUUAAAAAUAAUAAUGUGCAAAUAUUGUACAAUCUCUGCCCAGCAGUAAUUGCUGCAUAAGGUGAUUCUAAUGUGUAUUGACUCAGGGUUAUGAAUACUUAUGUACAUUUCUGUAU
This is a messenger RNA of Oncorhynchus keta (chum salmon), 3442 nucleotides long. RefSeq lists its product as uncharacterized. Gene Ontology annotation, molecular function: protein tyrosine kinase binding; MHC class II protein binding. Gene Ontology annotation, biological process: T cell activation; interleukin-15-mediated signaling pathway; positive regulation of ERK1 and ERK2 cascade. Gene Ontology annotation, cellular component: membrane raft; external side of plasma membrane. The transcript has 13 exons. The coding region runs from base 1005 to 2573 and encodes 522 amino acids. The record is from RefSeq and is a predicted model, not a curated record. NCBI's taxonomy places the organism in Eukaryota, Metazoa, Chordata, Actinopteri, Salmoniformes, Salmonidae.